This is a messenger RNA of Chrysoperla carnea, 1458 nucleotides long. RefSeq names its product dynein regulatory complex subunit 5-like. Lineage: Eukaryota; Metazoa; Arthropoda; Insecta; Neuroptera; Chrysopidae. Gene Ontology annotation, molecular function: GTPase activator activity; small GTPase binding. Gene Ontology annotation, cellular component: perinuclear region of cytoplasm; nucleus; cytosol. The record is from RefSeq and is a predicted model, not a curated record. The transcript has 4 exons. Gene Ontology annotation, biological process: nucleocytoplasmic transport; activation of GTPase activity. Bases 1 to 1458 code for a protein of 485 amino acids.
AUGCGGAUUCCACAUACGAUAAAUAAAGUUACCUACGAUUUAUAUAAACCGUCAUUAGAAUCGUUAAAUUUAAAAGAUGAAGUUGGUCGACAAUUACGGGUCGAAGACUAUAUGUGGGAUGUGGAAUUAUUUCCAACAUUGGCUCAUCUAUGUUUACGUAUCUUAUUGGAUAAAUUUCAAGAACGGCAAUAUUUAAAUCGUUUGCCAUGUAAAGAUGUCGAUUUUUUAUUUGAACAUUUACCAACGACCUUACCAAUGGAAUUAACGAUUCCAUUGAUACCAGAUGGAAUCUAUUGGAAACGCAGUUAUUUAGCACGUUGGACCGAUUUUAAUGAAAUGCUACGAAUGGAUCGUAUGAAUUGGAAAGUGGCUUACAUUGAACGUCAUAUGCAAGAUUUUUUUGAAAAUAUUCAACCUGAAUACUAUGUCGAUGCAGAUUUUCAACAUUUUUGGUUGUUAGUACGUCCCUACGUCAAACGUUUAGUAAUCCGUCAAUUGUUACAAGAGAAACUACGUGCGGCCGAAGAAGAUACCCGUAAACUAAUCCACCAUAUUGAUUUUAGCCUGAUAUUAAAACAUUUUCAUAAUGUUACCGAAUUAGAUUUAAUUUUUGGACCACGUAAUAUUAAAGAGAAUUUUCGAUUUGAGUAUUUUGAAUUGUCGAUUGACGAUAUUAAACAUUUAGCGAGUGGUAUUAAUUGUAUGCCUAACAUGCAAAUUUUUCGUUUACAUCGUAGCAAAUUAUAUGACGAGCAUGUACAGGCGAUUGUUCAAGCUUUUGUUAAACAUAAUAAAACUUUGUUAGAAAUGGAUUUUUCCCAUUGUAAAAUUGGCAACAAGGGUGCAUAUUAUUUUGCUGAGCUAAUACGAAAACAUCCCACUUUAAAUAAAUUAAUAUUAUGUAAUAAUUUAAUCACACAAGAGGGGAUAUUAAGCAUAACGUUUGUAUUACAAUCAACCGAAACAUGUCCCUUAAAACACUUGGAUCUUCGAUUGAAUCCAUUAGGACCUGAAGGUUUUAAAACAAUUUUUUCAUGUUUAAUACGAAACGAAGUACGGCCAAAUGAAUUGGUUGUAGCUGAUGUAGGUUUUACGGAAACCGAAGCAAUUAUUUUUGGAGAUGUUAUAUUACCGUUGAAUAAAUCCUUGGAAUAUGUUGAUAUUAGUAACAAUGCAUGUGGAAUCGAAGGGGGUAAGGCAAUAGCAAGAGGGCUAGAAAGAAAUACUCAAAUAUUGUACAUGGAUUAUCGAGCUUGUGGAUUUGAUGGUACUUCGAAAUAUACAAUAAAAAAAUUAUUACAUCGUAAUAAUUGUUUGAAACAUAAACGUGUUUUUAAUGAGGACGAUGUCGAAGAAGAAGAUGAAGUCGAAAUAAAAUCCCUAGAAGAUGUAACAGUUGUAGAAGAUGAACUGGACGAGGAAGAGGAAGAAGAACAAUCAAACGAUGAUGAUUAUUAA